ACCUGUCGGUCUGCGGAGCAGCCUCCAUCCACAUGGCAUCAGCGUCCGCACGCGGCACUCACAAAUACACACACAUAUAUACCUGUCGAUCUGCCGCCGCCAUGACAUGUGUCGUCCUGAAGCUCGAGCGGGGUAGAAAAAAAGGAAGGAGAGAGUGCACGGCAAGAAGGAAGAUAUAAAGGAAGGAGGGAGUCGCCACGCACUCACCUUUGUCGUCCUCUAGCUCCAGCGGGAGAGAGAUCAGACAUACACGGUUGCACCUUUAGGUGCAGUGCCGAACAUCUUCUGCUGAUUUGUUUUGCAUGCUGACAAAAGUGUAAUGCUGCUGGCAGCCCUAGGCCACCCGUAUAGCACGAUUGAUGUCAGGAGUAUGGAGUGGAAACUGACCCAAAAAAACCUCGGGGAGCACGUCAACUCUCCCCUUCACAUAUCACACGGAGAACACACGCAGACUUAAAAAAACCUCGCGGAGCUUCCUCCCCCUAAUCUCCCGGUGCUCCUCCCCCCUCUCCCGGCUCAGUUUCCCCAUUCCCUCGACCCCCAGCGGCAGUGAUAUCAUGUCCACAUCUUGGGUUGCCUGCACAGUGAUAUCAUGUCCACCGUACAGCUUGGGAAGACAAUGCUCCAGGCAAUGGUUGACAGCAGUCUAGUGUCAUCGCUGCAUAAUGUAAAGAUCUUGAAGCUCGUUCUCCAUGGUCUUAGGUUAAAUCAUGUCAUUGACGUCCUCCAAUGCUUUCCCUGCUUACAACAGCUUCACAUAAAUACACUGAUGAGCCAUAUUCCAAACAAGCAGAACGACAAUCCAGCUGCUACUACUGUUGAGUGUGUUGAUAGACAUUUAAAGCAAGUAGUAGUGAGAAAUUAUUCACGCAAGAAACCUGAUUAUAACUUUGCCAAGUUUUUUGUUUUGAACGCAAGAGCGCUAGAGUCCAUGAAGCUCCAUGUCCCUUUUAGCUGGAACAACGAAUGGCGCUCUAGACAACGUAUCAAGAUGGAUUUUAAGAACAGAGCUUCUCCAAAUGCUUUGGUUUAUUUUGAGGGCACCGAGUGAGCACAUGAUCAACCGCGCAGACGAAGUGUCAAAUUGUGUACCCCUUUGGCACCUAUGUUAUGUUUUUUUUCCACAGUUAACUGUUGCCGGUUGUCGUUCCAUGUAGUUUGUAGAAACAGAAAGGUUACUUUUAUUUGUACUUAAUAACGUGAAGUUUACUUGUGAAAUUUCUAUGGUAUAUGAACCAUACCAACUACAUGCAAGUCCUUGUGGAAGUGUAUUGAGAAUUGUGCA
Triticum aestivum (bread wheat) is the source of this 1285-nucleotide messenger RNA. RefSeq lists its product as uncharacterized. Bases 593 to 1051 code for a protein of 152 amino acids. The transcript has 3 exons. Lineage: Eukaryota; Viridiplantae; Streptophyta; Magnoliopsida; Poales; Poaceae. The record is from RefSeq and is a predicted model, not a curated record.